AUGGCUCGGCCCGGGCGGAGAGCAGCGUUUGUGGGUCGGGAAGCGAACCGGGCCGCGAGAGGAGCGGUGGGCCGAGCUUCAUCUUUCGUAUCCGUCUGUAUCUAUCGGUACCGGGGGUAUUUUAUAAGAACGGGGCCGGGGGGGUCGGGCGGUGCGCUGUCGGUGCUCUCGUUUCGUCCGGCCGUAGGUCCCCGCUCCCGCAAACCAAAGAAGAAGAACCCCAACAAGGAGGACAAGCGGCCCCGCACCGCCUUCACGGCCGAGCAGCUGCAGAGACUCAAGGCCGAGUUCCAGACGAACCGCUACCUGACGGAGCAGCGACGGCAGAGCUUGGCCCAGGAGCUCGGACUCAACGAGUCCCAGAUCAAGAUCUGGUUCCAGAACAAGAGAGCCAAGAUCAAGAAGGCGACGGGCAGCAAGAACUCGCUGGCGGUUCAUCUCAUGGCCCAGGGGCUCUACAACCACUCCACCACGGCGAAAGACGGCAACCCUGAUAGACACACGUUGUACAUAGUAGUGUAA
Messenger RNA from Meleagris gallopavo (turkey), 522 nucleotides. NCBI's taxonomy places the organism in Eukaryota, Metazoa, Chordata, Aves, Galliformes, Phasianidae. The record is from RefSeq and is a predicted model, not a curated record.